GUGGGCCCAUGGGCACAGUGCUUCACACGCGACAGCCAGCACGCGAGCGCAAGUAUCGGUUUAGAGUGCUAAUUGGAUCCACAAUUGACUGCGCGAGCGAAGCGCACGUUUAACAGCACUGACAAGGAGAGCAUUUGAGUGCUCUCACUGCCUCUCUCAGGGUGCAAACCGCCGCGCGCGCGGCGGGACAGCGCAAUGCGAUCGCGAUACGUAUCUCUCGCAUGGCUCGCCGCAGCAAGUGCACUCAUCGUGCCGCGUCAACGACUGCCGAGAGUCGCGACGCGAAGUGCGGUGGACGAGGUGCCGCGCGGCGGCGCCGUGCCGCCUCUGUUACGAAACAAGACGCCCGUCGAGGCCGUCUGGACCGUGGCCUGGCCGUCGGUAGCCAUCGGUUUACUGAGGACGGCGCUGGGCCAGACUGAUGCGUGGUAUAUUGGCCGAUUGGGAAAGAAGGAGCUCGAGGCCAUGGGGGCGGCGUCGUUCGGCGUCUGGCUCGUUUACUUGUUGGGCGAGGUGGGGGCCGUCGGCGUGCAGGCGCUGGCGUCGGAGAGCGAAGGGGCUGGCGAUCGAAAAGGCGUGGGUAGGGCGGUCGUGCAGGGCCUGUAUUUUUGCCUCAUCUCCGCAUUUGUAUCCUCAUUAUUUUCGAGCAAAGCAGCUCUGGACGCGUAUUUCGACGUACUGAAAGUGACAGACGCCACAGUAAGACGACACGCGGCGUCGUAUCUGCGAGCAACAGCGCGGUACGGCGUCUUGCCGCUGUGCGCCGACGCGGUCGCGUUCGCGGGCUUCAAGGGGUUGGGCGAGACGCGGGCGGCGCUGCAGAUCUCCGCGUUUACUGUAUUGUUAAAUAUAGUGCUGAACGGGCCCUUCAUCAAGCGUUUUGGCGUGGCCGGCGCGGCGCGUGCCGGUGUCCCAUCGACGCGACGUUGUCUUCGUAACUGCGUCUGCUCGAUGGCGUGAAGGUUCCACGCCGUCGACGCGACGGUGUCCCCGUGGUCGCGUCGGCUCGAUGGUGUGAUUUCCGCGCAGGCGCACGCUACCUCGAUCUCCGCCCUGGCGGCGACGCUCGUCGCGCUCUGGCGGUUGAGUUUGAGGCGCGUCCGACUCUCAAGGACUCCGAAGCCCGAUGUGAAAACGAUCAGGCAGAUUACGAGAGUCGGGGGGCCGAUAGGAGUGUCGGGCACGAUAUUCACACUCAUCUACGUGAUUCUGGGCCGCCAGCUUUCCGCAUUGCAGGGCGGCGCCGCGCUGGCCGCGCUGGCGGUGGGGCACCGCAUCGAGGCCGUCUCAUAUACCAUAACGGAGGGCUACGCCGUCGGCGUCGCGACGGUCGUCGGCCAGUGGCGCGGCGCCGGGAAUAAUGAGCGAGCGGCCGAGUCCGCGUUCCAGGCCUCGCGGUACGGCGCCCUGUCCAUGGUGCCCCUCUCGCUGCUCGCGUUCGCGUUCGCGCCCGCGGCAUCAAGCUUCUUCGCGCCGGACCCGGCCGUGUCGCAAGCCGCCGCGAAUUAUUUAAGGGCCGUGGCGUGGUGCUUCCCCUUCUGCGCCGUCGAGGCGUGUUUUGAUGGCGGGUGCAUCGGCGCGCAGCGCACUGUUUUAUCGAUGGUGCUCGGUGUGCUAGGGAAUGGGUUGAGGAUCCCGCUUGCGGCUUUAUUCGCCUCCAAAUAUGGAGUCGACGGCGUCUGGUGGGCCAUCACGCUGUCGACCAUAUUGAAAGCACCUCUCAAAAGGUGGUGCUUCCGGCGAGCUAUUAAGAAUUGUGAUUAG
Messenger RNA from Pelagomonas calceolata, 1764 nucleotides. Lineage: Eukaryota; Pelagophyceae; Pelagomonadales; Pelagomonadaceae. The record is from the annotation of a GenBank genome assembly.